AUGGAAGAUCAUUUGAAUACAAAAAGCAAUAGCACGCAGGUAAACUUUUCUUCAGAAGAUAUUCAUCUUCUACGGAGAGAACUCAAACAAAAGCAGAAGGCAUUAAUGAAACGACAUGAAUUAUUGAAAAAGCAGCUUCAAACGAGAAUUGCUUCCAGAAAUUUGGUUAAGCAAUUAACGACAAGUAAAAGCAAAACAACAUUGAACACUGACAGGCAAAAAUGUAUGAAAGCGCCGAAAGUAAGUUUAGCGCUAGAAAAACAACAGAGGCGAUUACUAGAAACAGUGUAUAGAAAUAGAGUUGCGUAUAGUUACAAAAAUCGAAUAUCGUUAGGUGGCUUGAAAUAUGUCUUAAUCCAUGGAGGGAACACGUUAGCAUUAGUAUCAUCUGAAAAUGAAUCCACGAAGCAUAAAUUAACGAGUAUCGACGACUUAGAAUUAUGGAUUGUUUACAUGCACAAGAAAUACGUAAAAGAUUAUUUUGGAAACUACAACUUGCAAGAAAAAGAUCAUCUAUACAAUAACACCAAGGGUGAAUGUGUGUAUUAUACGAGAAACGGUUACUGCCAAAAUUUGAGAUGCAAAUAUAAACACACACCUGGUCAUGUUGCCUUGUGCCCGAACAUAAUGUCCACUCAGCAUGAAUGUAAUAACAAUCACUGCCAUUUAUCACAUGAACCUUCACAAUUUAAUGCUCCCUCUUGUAAGUUUUUUCAAGAAGGUAAAUGCUCGAAUGUGAAUUGUGUUUUCUCGCAUAAGCUCGAAGCAGAAGCUGACACUCCUGUUUGCAGACCAUUCGCUAUUAAUGGAUACUGUGAUCUUGGGCGAAAAUGCCCAUACAGGCAUGUUUUUGAUUGCCCAGAUAUGCAGGAGUACGGAUAUUGUAUGAGAGGUUCAACAUGUCACUUAAAUCAUUCAUUUAGUGUGAAGAAAAACGGUAACAAUGAUAAGGGGCCCAGGAAGGCCAUUCGAAAUUCGGAUAAUGAUGAGGUGGUGACGUAUAUUGAUGACAACCGGUCAAAAUCCUCUAAAUUUAUUGUAGCGGACCAAGAGUUGUUGAAAAGAAAAGUCUCAAAUCCAUCUGGGAGCGAAGAUAUCAUUUCGGAGUCUGGGUAUUUACCUCAGAGCGGUGAUGAAGAUAAGCAGCUUUCAGGGAACAAGGAUUUUGUUCAUGUCUAA
Molecule: messenger RNA, 1179 nt
Organism: Brettanomyces bruxellensis
Lineage: Eukaryota; Fungi; Ascomycota; Pichiomycetes; Pichiales; Pichiaceae
Exons: 1
Coding region: 1-1179 (392 amino acids)
Molecular function (GO): metal ion binding
Source: RefSeq, a predicted model, not a curated record